Messenger RNA from Lathyrus sativus (Indian pea), 1101 nucleotides. The record is from the annotation of a GenBank genome assembly. NCBI's taxonomy places the organism in Eukaryota, Viridiplantae, Streptophyta, Magnoliopsida, Fabales, Fabaceae.
AUGGCGGCACCCGAAACUCCUCUGUGUUACGUGGGUGUCUCUAGACGAUCCGCCGCUUUCAAUCUCAUGAAGCAAAUGGGAUGGGAAGAAGGUGAAGGCCUUGGAAAAGAUAAGCAAGGGAUCAAAGGACAUGUCCGUGUCACCAACAAGCAAGAUACUACUGGUAUUGGAUUAGAGAAGCCAAACCCGUGGGCAUUUGACACUACACAAUUUGAUAACAUACUCAAGCGAUUGAAAGUUCAAGCGCCUGUUUCAAAUGACCCAGAGAGUAACACCGCGGAGGUGGAAACCGAGGCCGAUCAGGCUGUUUCAGUUGAUCCUCCUGUUUCUGUAUCAAGGUCUACUAGACCACAAGGAAGAUACCAGAAAAGAGAGAGGGGAAAGCGCGUCUCUCAAUAUUCCUUAAAGGACCUUGAAGGAAUUCUUGUUAAAAAAGGUGACAUAUCUGAGAAUAUUGACAAUGCUGAGGAUGACUUGGAUUUGUCAAAGACAUCUGAAACUCAAGAUAUUGAAGUUGAAGAAAGCAAAUGUCCUGAUAUCCAUCCAGAGUGGUGGGGCUUAAAGUUUGGGUUUGUCUCUGGUGGAUUACUUGGUGCAACAUCAAAGAAGAGAAAGACCUCUACAUCUGAAAGUGCUAAAGCUGGGAUGGCGAGAACUCCUUUUUUUGAACAAGAUCAAGAAAACCUCUACAACUUAGUCCAAGAUAAAGCCACAACAGGAAAGCAAGGAUUAGGCAACAAAGACAGGCCCAAAAAAGUAGCUGGAUGCUAUUUUGAGGGUAAAAAGACGUCAUUUGGUGAUAGUGAUGAUGAAGAUUCAGGUGACAUAGAUUCUCAGGAAAAUGAAACAGAUGACGAGGUAGAAAAGAUUGUUGAACCCAAAUUGAAGCUGAAGAAGUUGUGUAAACAAAUUUUAAAACAGGUGCCUGGAAAAUCAUUGAAACUGAAACAGCUAAAAGUUCUUAUUGAAGAACAUUCAUCUUCAGUUUUGUCUGGCUAUUCUAAAAAAGAAGCUAUUUCUUACUUGAAGCAAAAGCUGGCAGGUAGUAAGAAUUUCUGUAUUGAAGGGAAAACAGUGAGAUUGGCAUCUAAGAGAAGUUGA